AUGGAAAACGAAUCCUCAAGCCCUCAAAAAGAGGAGUCUGCCCCACUAAUGGACGAGAAGUUAAAGGAAUCCAUUAAUACGUUGACUCAUCAAUUAUAUCACUUUCAAGAAGCAAUAAUUUUAUUUGUCCAAUAUCCUAAAGAGCUAGUUAUAUUGUACACUCAACUUUUUCUCGUUUCGUACUCAUUUGGAAUGGUACUAAAUCUGCCUCAACUAAUAAUAAAUAUAUAGAAAUUAGGCUAUGACAUUAAAAUUUAAAAAAAUUAUUUGAUUUCAUAGAACAAAGACUAUCAAAUAAUCAUAUUUUUAUCCAAAAAUAAGUAUUUUUUUUUAAUACUUGCAGAAAAGCAUAGAUAUUAUGGAGGAGUAAGCGUUUUAUGUGCAUAUUUUACUGAUGUGUGGGGUACUUCUGACAUUGAAUCAGGGAUAAUUAUUGGUAUUUAUGGGCUUAUGACGGGUAUUGCAUCUUUGGUAACUGGCUCAUUUCCAUAUCGUUUUGGGGUAAAAACAAGUAUCACAAUUGGAGGAAUAAUUUUCAGCGCAGGCUUAACCUUAAUAGCUAUCUCAGAGUGGUUCUUGGUUUCCGUUGUAUCAGUCUAUACAUUAACAGCUAUCGGAAACAGUAUAAGUGUCCCAAUGACAAUUUUUGCAAUCUCUCUUUACACCCCUGAAAAAUCAAGGAUUAUCGCAAACAGCCUCGUUGUCAUCACUUUUUGUGUUACAUUUAUUUUUAUUGGUAUAGGCAUUUCCUUGUUCUGGGAAAUAUUUAAUGAUAAUGCAGAUUAUGCAUAUGGAGCUAUGUUUUUAUCUGCAGCAUUUAUAUGCAUUAAUGUGGUGGAGGCGACCACCCGACCUCUUGACGCAAUUUCCUCAACACCUGCAGGGAACGCCCAGGUGGAGUUACCAAGUUGAGAAACAGGCGGCAUCCUUAGUGUAUACUGGCAGAGGUUUUCUCCGUGCCACAGCGUAUGAUGCCUGGGACAUGGGUUUUUCCUCCAGGCAUGGAGUUGGAAAGGGCACAGUCGGCCAUCGUCCCCGAGAUUAGGUAUUAUCUAUACUUCUUUUCUUGGAGUGGCCUGCGCUUGCAGCGCCACUCCAAGGAAGUUUCUAUAUACUCGAAUUAGGGACCCUGAAGACAGCAGAUGCCUAGCAUGAAACUGGGAGUUACGCCCGAGGCUUCAGGCCAGCGAACGGACGCCCCGGGAGCAAGUCAGGCUGACGACGUUCUAGGCGAGGACAGACGGUGUCAGUAGGGCAUCUGGCGAGGGCGGAUUAACUUUUAGGGGCGGAAAUCCCAGGCCAUCUUUAAACACGGCUUUAAUUAAUCUUAAUCUGCAGCAUUUACUGCAUUACUUAGUGCUGGGUUAAUACACUUUGUUGGCCCACCAAAAUAUUCGCAAGAGACUGAGCAUCAAGAAGGCAAAAAAUUGAACAUUAUGGAUGUGUUUAAAACCAAGACCUUUAUGAGAUAUUUUAUUUUAUAAUGAAUAGCCCGCUAAAGAGCUUUUUGAGUUAGCCAGAAUUGGUAAAAUAAAUUUAAAUUUUCCUGAAAAAUUCUCCUUGUGGAUUAUCCAUCAUAAACAUGCAUAUUUUGUAUUUCUAAUAUUAUUGACUAUUUUAUUAGGAGCUUUUAAUACUUUUCCUAUAUCACUUGGUAAGUAUAUGACAAGGGAGUUCGGUGACGACGUAAACUGGGGUUCUAUUUUUACUAUACAGUCGAUUGUGACAAUAGUUUCUAUAGUCGCUUUGUCGUUCUUUUUAUUUAUGAUAUCAAGCUAUACUCUUAUUAUUUUUGGCUGCUUAAUUUCUGCAUUAUCAUUUUACUUUUUUACUUUGCCUCCUAGCUAUUCAAUGUGUGUCUUUUUUGCUAUUUUUUAUGGAGUUGGGUGCAGCUUAUUCCAGCCUCGGCUUUAUGAUUAUAUAUUGAAAGUUGCUCCUCUAGGACAAGAAGUGGUUUAUUUUUCCUUUUUAGUGCUUCCCAAUAACGUCUCUUUAUUAUUUGCAGGAAUUCUGUCUGGGGUGCUAUUAGAAGAAUACUGUCCUGAGGAUGGUGAUGAAAAAGAAUGCUGGAAAAUGUGAAUGAUUAUAUGCGCAAUUGCAGUGCCGACUGCUCUAAUUCUUGUUUUCACUAGAUCUUGUAUUGAAGAGCCUCAAGUUGAGAAGAAAAAAGCUUUUGAAUCGGAUGAUGAUAAAGCUACAUAA
Molecule: messenger RNA, 2202 nt
Organism: Blepharisma stoltei
Lineage: Eukaryota; Ciliophora; Heterotrichea; Heterotrichida; Blepharismidae
Source: the annotation of a GenBank genome assembly